Messenger RNA from Ictalurus punctatus (channel catfish), 2947 nucleotides. RefSeq names its product chromosome 10 C19orf44 homolog (gene c10h19orf44). The record is from RefSeq and is a predicted model, not a curated record. NCBI's taxonomy places the organism in Eukaryota, Metazoa, Chordata, Actinopteri, Siluriformes, Ictaluridae. The transcript has 9 exons. The coding region runs from base 528 to 2507 and encodes 659 amino acids.
AACCCGGCACAUACAACAGAAACAAACUCGAGUAACAAUAUUGUGGAUUUACUUCCGCAAGUCAUAUGACGCUACUUCCGUUGUCCGGACGCUUUUUUGGUCGUUAUGGUUAACUGGAAAAAUCACAGUUCGACUUUUUGUUGUUGUUGUUGUUGUUUUGUAUAUUUUUUUAAGACAAAAAAUGUUUAAUUUAAGGAUACUGUAAAAUAUGUAUUAGGUAUUUUCUUAUCUGAAUGCUAAUGUUGCUGCACAAUCAUGUGAGUUGUCGUGAUAACGGGAACCAAAUUAGCUGGCUAGCUGAACUAGUUAAUGUUUUAUCCAAAAAGGAAAUGUUUUAUCCAAUUAGGAAUAUAUCGAAUGAGCGACAUCGAUAAUGACAGAUAAACAUAAUCCGUCACUGUCAGUUAGCUAACACUAGUCGGUAAUUAAAACACAACGCAGUAUUUCUAUACACAACUAACUAUCUAGCAUAUCGCUGUAGUAAUAGUACUGUGUGUGGAAAAAAACAACAGUAUUUCUUAUUUAAAAUGUGGACUCGUGGAGGCAUCCGCAGUUCAGCUCUGGACAGGGCAAAGGCUCAGCUCUCUGGACAGAGAGUCACAAACAGCGGAACAUUAAGGGUUGACAAAAGAGAAAACGUGGUCAGUGCCAGCUUUGGAAAAGUCCUGCAAUCCAGACAGAUGCCUGUGCACAGCCUAAGUGAUCUCUCCUCACGCGCUGAAAGUGAAAAACAAAAUUAUCAUGCUCAUCCUGAUAAAACACAGCCAGUAGAACAGUUUGGCAUGGGUGGUGGAAGUAGAUUUUUAAAGAAGAAUGCUAACAGACAGUCAUCUCCUGCUGACACAAGCGAGGACAAGUUCAUCCCUCAGCGUGGCUCACAGAGUGUGGCACUAAGCAGACUCGCGCUGAUCGAAGACCGCUUCAGAAAUCGUACAAACAGCAAGCUUGGCAUAGACACUGUUGCAGACCACAAAUCCAGUCUCUCUGUCCAGUCCAGCAGUGAGCUGAGUGCCACCAACAGGAGCCAUUUCCUUAAAAAGAAAGCAUCCAGUCCUAACAGUCAGAAGGAGUCUGAGAGGCCACAUACAGAUAUUUGCAUGGGCCCUACACACUCAGUGUCUCUUAUGCAAAAAGGUGUGAGUGUGGACAGCGAUGAAGAAGACAUGCGUAAACUCCUAGGAGAAUCCUUUGAAUCACCAGAUGGAGUCAAAGACAUGAGACAGACAGAGACGAGUCCUCAGCGGGCUGUUAAGACAUACAGGAAAAAUAGUAAAGAGAUUGACGUGCCUGCUCCCGAGCAUAAAGAAAAGCAGCCAGUUCAGUCAGCAUUCGCAGCACAGCAUUAUAAGAGCCCCUCUCCAUCACCACUGUCAUCUCGUAAAAUCUCCUCACCCAGCAGGCUUUUCUCCCAGAAAGCUGACCUCAACUCGUCACUGUCCUCAGCACCAGAUCACAGUGAGAUUAGGUCCCUCGAGGAGCUUUUCCUCAUCGCCUCUGAUCAUGAUGACACGCAGAGUGAGAGAAGUGUGCUAUCUGAUGAUUUCAAGUUAAAUGUGAUGACGCUAGACGAUUUGGCUCCUGAUACCCUUAAUAUAGCUGGAUUAUCAAAAGAAAAGUCUGACGCAAGUCCCCGGGAGCUCAGUAUGUUCUCAGCCGGAGAGAUCCUGCACAAGCCUGUGGAGGAACCAGCGUGGUACGAGAGUGACUUCGAAAGUGAGAUCCAGACCGAAAUGGCUCAGAGUGUGGACGACAUCUCCGAGCAUCUCUCUGGUGGAAGUGAACAAUCCUUUGUAGCUUCUGAGCCUCAGUCUCUCUCAGCUAAAUCAAACGGUGAUGAUGAUUACACGCUCUCAGGAAAGCCUUCCAAGUCCGAGAGCGUCCAUUACAGUAGAUCUGAGUCCAGUUUAAGCCACAGCGGAUGCUCUGACACCCCGUCCUACUCCAGCGACGCCACGCAUACUCACACCAAUAGACAGAGUCCCGGUGUCAGACGGCCCAAGAAGGAUGCCACAGUGCAGACGCAAGCAGAGGGACUCGCUUAUAUGUGGUCUUCUGGUACUGAAGCUAAUAGUUUACUGAUGAUGACAAGGCUAAUGAAGAUAAGUAAUGGAAGUUUAGCAUUGUCCAGAGUUUACCAAUGGUGGAACGAUCCCAUUAAAUGUCAGGCUGUACUGGGCCCAUCAGUAGGAAUGUCCUACACGGAUCCAACGCCUGUGGCGAGUCACAUGAUCAGCACUGGAGCUAUGGAAGCAUUAACGGCGUACAGUCCUGCUGUGUUUGCUCUGAACGACAUGCUGAGGCAGCAGCUCACACUGACCAGGAGCUUCAUCAAGUCCAGCCGGCAUUUACACCAAGCCAUGCUUGAGUCCCUGGGGCCCCCCGACUACAGAUACACCACGCUGGAGGACACGAAGGAGUUUAUCCGUUGUAACAGGCCUCCUAAGCUGACCUUGGAGGAUGCACUGGAGGAGGUGUUGCAGGAGAUGAGGGACUAUCACUAUAUUUGAAGUGCACAUUUACAGAAUUGUAGAUCUAACAAGCUGCACAAGGAGAAGCUCUCAUUCACAUACUCAAUGCUUCUAUGUAAUGCAAAAUGCAGGUUAUUUUUUUAAAUUGUUACUUCUGUGAGGUUUUCUAUGGUGAUUUUUUCCUAUGCUUUAAAAGCAACAGUUAAAGUAUACUGCAUAAAUGAGGUAAAUGGAAUUCGGUCUGGAUAAGGGCUUCUACCAGAUACCGUAAACGUAAGCAACAUUUAGACACAAGCAGGAUGAUGCUCAGUGUCUUCAGCUAAAUGAGGAUAGGAAGGUCAGUGUUGUUCAUUUAACCCGAUGCAAACUGGAGGCUACUCAUAUAAUCAGGGUGAGACUUCACAAGAAUUAUGUACCAUACUUUUUGUGUAACAUUUCAUACAUUGAAUUGUUUGUUUAUUAAAAUAUUUCUACAUGAA